AUGACUUCACAAGACCGCAAACCCACUUUCAACGAAACAAUGGGCACCACGGGGGUUAGUCUUCGUCGCUCCAACGCUCAACGCAUCAAGAGACCAUCCCCUCAGUCCCCAGGCCCGCCUCCAUCUAUUCAUGCCGUCCAAGUUUCGGUUCCGGAGCUGUCUAAGGCACCUUCUACCAGGUCCGUGUCUGCUUCAGUCCACUAUGCAUCCUCUCCUCAACAAGGGAAGACCUCUAUCCAAUACUCUAGUGGGCCUCAACACGUUCAGAUUGCUAAGGCUCCAUCGGUGAGGUCAAUGGCUGCAUCGAUACACGAUGACCAGCCAGUUCCUCCCCUGCCCUCAUCUCCGCGCCAGCCUCAAGGAAAGGCGUCUAUCCAGUACUCCACUGGUCCGCAACACGCUAAAUUUUCCAGGGCUCCAUCUGUGAGGUCUAUGGUUGCGUCGGUUUAUGAAGAUCCAUCAGUACCUCCUCUGCCUUCACGUCCCUCUCCACAGCAAGGAAAGACGUCUAUUCAGCAUUCCAGUGGGCCGCAACACGUCCAAUUUUCCAGGGCACCAUCUGUGAGGUCGAUGGCUGCGGAGUCGGUGUAUGAUGGCCAACCAGUCCCUCCUCUGCCAUCAUGUUCGUCUUCCACUACCACAAUCCCACCGGCCUCCUCGGCACCGUCCCCCAAUCGCCCGUCCAUUAUUCCUGUUUCUACUCCGACCCUCCCGGUCUAUGUGUACCGAGACACGACCGGCAUGGCUUACGCCCCUUGCUACGUUGUUCCCGACAAUCCGAACGCUCCCAAAUUCCCAACUAUAGCAGUUCAAGGACCCACUAACAUAUCGAACGGAACUCCCCAAUAUCAUGGCCCUUCACGGUCUUAA
Molecule: messenger RNA, 870 nt
Organism: Coprinopsis cinerea okayama7#130
Lineage: Eukaryota; Fungi; Basidiomycota; Agaricomycetes; Agaricales; Psathyrellaceae
Exons: 1
Coding region: 1-870 (289 amino acids)
Source: RefSeq, a predicted model, not a curated record